This is a messenger RNA of Pocillopora meandrina, 4370 nucleotides long. Lineage: Eukaryota; Metazoa; Cnidaria; Anthozoa; Scleractinia; Pocilloporidae. The record is from the annotation of a GenBank genome assembly.
AGUCACAUAGAACACAAGGCUUUAAAAAAUGUUCUAGCUUCAGGAUCGAGUCGCUCUUACUACAACCUUCGGCGAAUUCGUUUUUGGGAGGUUGAGAUGGAUUUUCCAAGUCAUGGCUCACAACUGUCUUUGGCUUUUUUGCUCUCCAAGUCUGUUGUACUUGGUACGUAGGCAUGUGUCUUAACAACGGUUAUAGGCUGACUUGAGGAUAAACUUCGGUGGUACCUAUUUUUCACAUGGCCCCUAAAUCCCUCACCACUGUCAGUUUGUUGUUUAUUUAUUUAGCUUUCGGUCUAACCAAUUCAUUUACCUUUAAAAAAAAAUGUGUGGGCUUUGUCUCUUGAGUCUAAACUGGUGCCGUUUUCAUCAUGUUCAUGUGUUAUUCGAAACGGAUGGCGUCAGCUUCAUUCUGUUUUGUUUAUUUCAGUAGAAUAAUUCUGCCACAAGAAAUGAAUUUUGAGUCGAAGUGUACAAUGAAACUCGCAGAUUAAAAUUAUCACCAUAUUUUUUUGUGGUUCUUAAAAUAUGAGACGAGUGAUACAACAAAUGGAUAAAAACUCAAGGAACUCCUUGUUUCUUCAGAAUGUUAACUAUUGUAUUUCUGUCAUAUUUAACAACGUAUUUCACGUUUAAAAUGUCUUCAAACCAGUUUGACUUGCAUUUCACUUUGCCAGAAAUGUUGUGAUCCUUCAAUUUUUAUUCCUUAAUCGAGACUGAUGAUAGGAAUUAACUUUUAUGUUAUCUGCUGUUUAGGGAGAUGUGAAUGAUUACCCCACUACAUAUAGUUAGUACUAUUGACAGAAUGGAUAGGUGUGACAUGUACUGUGCCUAGCUGGUAUUGAAGAGAAUGUAAUUAGUACCAGAAGCUUACUACUGGUAUAAAAUGAUCAAUCUUUUGUUCUUUCCUUGCAACUUGUGUCUCUACCUUAUUUGCAACUGUAAAAUUACCAAUAAAGUUUUUGAAAGUUUGUCCAAAUUUUAUUGGAAAAGAAUAUAAGGAGUGAUCAGGUGAAAUAUUGUCAUGUUCCUUAAGAGCAUUUGAGCUUCCAGUGAGAGCUAUAAAAUUUCUUGAGUGACAGAUAUAUAAUGUGUCUGCCAUAAAAUCGGCACAGCCAAACCCCUGGCUAGAAAACUAUAGAUUUCCCUCAAAUAGGCAUCAAAGCCAAUGCCCAUAACUGCAGAAUAUGCAAUGUAAAAGUCCCCUUUGACUUAAGUCUCAUUUCUCUAAAAUCUGAUUGAUGUAAAUCAUCCAUUUUUAUAAAGAGAUCAACAAACCUCUCCACAUUAGUUCAAUCUGACCUCAUUUGGUCCUGUUCCCAGGAAAGAAAGGCUUUUGGAAAUAUUUUGUUUUUUAUCCUCACUGUUAUGAGCCCUUCUGUUUCUUUGUUAUUUGGCAUGUAAUAAGAGUCUUUCCAGACCACUGAAUUGUCAUACAACUCUUGAAAUUUAAUAGGUUGGAGAAUAAGGUUGCAAAGAGUGUAUAUGAUAUUGUUGUGCAGUUGAAAUGAUAAAUGAAGAUGAUUUUUAUUGGGAAAUAACUGAUUUAUUUAACUAUUUAUCUUACAACUGGAAGCCCAAACCAGUACUUGCUUUAAUUCACAAUUUCUCCACAUCAUUGAUCAUACCUGAUGAUAUUAAUAUUUCCAAGACUAAUGACUGAAAAGAGUUUUCCUUACUCCAUUAAAAUCCAUAGUUAUUCCUCCACUUCUAACAAGCUCUUUGAUCUAAGGUGACCAUAUCGCUAGUACUAAUGUUGUCUUACUUUUCUUUACUCAACGUUGGCCUUUCGUAGUUUUAAUAACUGGCCACGCCAGUUGUGAUUCAUGUAAAAAAAACUUUUGAAACAAAACAUAAACUUUUGUUAACUUUAAUUUUUUGCUAAAAUUGAAGUAAAUGGCAAUAGAAGUACAGUUGGAGCUCUGAAAAAGUGAAAUACUUCAAAUGAUCAACAACAACUUGAGAUAGCAAUGACAUGAUAAAAGUAUAACAUCCAAUUUAUUAGUGCUCUUCGACAGGCCUCUUACAUCCUUCACAAAUAACAUCAUCUACAUCAAUCGCCCAAACAAUUACAAGACAAGACUCAAAGUUGUCUGUACAAUCUUUCGCUUUUUGAAAAUAACUUCCUUCCACACACCACACAACAAUUUUAAGACUUUGCUGCAUCCAUCUAAGUUACAGAGAGAAAAAUGACAAGAAAAGUUGUCUCAAAUACUUGAUCCAUUGUUGUUUUCUGACACAUUUCCCUGCUUCUUUUUUUUUUCAAGUUCGAGUUGACCAGGAAGUAUUUGAUGAAGGGUUUGUGUUAGCAGGGAAGUCAAAGAAAGAACAGGAAAAGACUGUUUAUAGAAAUAGUUUCAACCAAACAAUUUUUUAACGAAAAUGGUGAUUAUGCUUUUGUCACUGAGGGGAACUAUGUGUUUCUGGUUAUCUUAGAAGACACCAAUCCAAUAAUUUAAUGCAAUAGGGGGAAAUACAUACAAUCAGAAAUGGAGGACAGUUUGUGUGUUAUAUUUACAUUUGUUAAGGGCGAUGGAAAUGUGCAUGACUGUGUCACAAGGAAUUGAUAUGUUUUUGUAGUUGAAAAUCCAUAUUUUUCAUCUCUCUUAAAUUUUAUAUUCAAAACAUUGUAUAGAUUACAAUUUUAAUCAAUAGCUAUAAUCAUGGUAGAUUUAUUGUCGAGUGCCAAACUUUUGAAAAAAAACAGGCUGAACUUUCUGAUUUGGUCCUGUAAAAGCCAAAAUGUUCUUAUGUAAUACAUUAUAUUUCAUUUAAUGAAAUAUUAACUGUAGCUUUGAAACUUUACUACACACUGUAUUGUAACUAGAAACAUCUGAUGAUAAAAUGUGUUAAAUAUUAUCUAGGUAACUCUGUGAAGACCUAGUACAACAUUUUGGCACCCACUUACUGUCCCAUUUUAUAAGGUGUGAGCAGCAAGUUUGGUUAUUGCAAUGUUUGCAUUGCUUGGUGACCUGAACUAGAACAGUUACUACAAUGGUGUCUCUGUUUCACUCUUUCAUACCCAGUUGCUUCCAGAAAUUGAAUUCAACAUUUCUUUUGAAGUUGUCACAGAGCAGUAAUUCCUCUGUGGUUAGAAGAUCUAAAGUAAUUUUUGGAAGCCACAACAUUAUAUUUCUCCAUGCUCUGCUAAUUAAAAUAUGCCACAAUUUUACACAACUUCAAACACUCUGGAACAUGAAAGUAUAAGGCAUGCAUGUAUGUUGUCACAUCUUUAACUUGGUACAAGGAUGAGAAGAUCUUAAACCAUCCUAUUUUUUCUUCAAGUUGAUUGAUUGAUUGAUUAGUUAAAAAAUCAAUUAAUUUUUUUAAUCUCCAAUGAUUUCCAUGCACCCAUCCCAUAGCAGCUGAAACUUUUCUGACUUCUUGUUUCCUGGCAAAAGUGAGGAUAGUUAAAUAUUUUACAUCACUUUAAGUAUUUCAGGACCCAUUUGAUCUCUACAGUCCAAUUUUUUUGGUGUUUUUGUGGUUCCUCCAUUCAAAAGAAAUGCCCAGAUUUUUUAGAAAGGUUUCAUAACCAGUCAUGCUUAAAAUUCUCUCAUGAAAAUCCAUUAUUACAUGUGGCAUUCUCACAAACAUACUUUCUCCCUAUGUUUGGGAUCAACUCAGACUUCCUUGCCAUUUCAUGGCAUGCUUCGUUGGAAAUGUUAAAUGUCUUUUAAAUAAAUCCAGUAUUUCAUGUCAUUAACCUGAGCAUCUGUUAGGUCACUGGAAUCAGAACCUGAUGGUGGCAUAUGAUCCUUAUCAAUUAGAUCAAAAGUUUUGUACUGUUCUGUGUCAUCAUUGAACACUUCUACUUUUGAAGCCACAAAUUUGUACAUUCCAAGAAAGGUUAGAGUAGCUUCACAUUCUUCUUUCAUUUGCUUCCUUAUCCUAUUUUAGUGUUACUUGGAGUGCUCAUUAAAGGACCUUUUCUCAGGGCUCAUUACACCUCUCUUACUCAUCUCUGCAAUUCUGUGAACUAGUUCUUGGAAUCUCUUCUUGUGAUACUUUGUAGCUUCUCCCUGUGUCGUCGAGCUUUUCCUCAAGUUUCUGUCGCUUGGUGAUUUUAUUCUUCAGAGAUUCUUCUGGCGUUCGUUUCUUCCCUCUUAAAUCUUGAUUUUCCUUUGCAAUAAAGUAAUUAUCAAGCUCGUAAUAAAAUAACUUGACGGAGUAAGUAAGGUCGCGCCACUCAUCAGUGAGCCUCUUAACACCGAAACCUCCACUUUCCUUCUUUGUUCGCUUUUGCUAAGACAUUUGGUAUUCGACUGUUGACGAGGAUGCCUCAAAUACCCGUUUGUUGCAUGAUUUUCUCCUCAACUGCAGCGAAGGAAGAUUCGCCACUUCCCUCUCCAUUCUCUUUGGCAAUUGUGUAG